Molecule: messenger RNA, 11739 nt
Organism: Chelonia mydas (Green sea turtle)
Lineage: Eukaryota; Metazoa; Chordata; Testudines; Cheloniidae
Gene: SORL1
Product: sortilin related receptor 1
Biological process (GO): protein targeting to lysosome; protein retention in Golgi apparatus; post-Golgi vesicle-mediated transport
Cellular component (GO): Golgi apparatus; membrane
Molecular function (GO): protein binding
Source: RefSeq, a predicted model, not a curated record
AGCCCCCGGAGCCGCGCGUGCAGAGCCCGGCCGCGGCUCGCGCCAGCUCGGGGGCCGCAGGGCUCGGGCCGCCGCCGCCGCGGUUGCGUCCCUCUUCCCUCCCCCCCCCCUUCCCUAUUGCACAUUCUCUCCUGGCGGCGGCGCCCCACUUUGCAGCAGCCCCACCAGCACCCGGGAGGAGGAGGGAGGAGGAGGAGGAACAUGGCGACAGGGAGCAGCCGUGGGGAGCGGAGACUCCCCUGCCUGGCAGCCCUGCUGCUGCUCGCCUGGAGCCCCUACCCGGCCGCCGCCAGGACGCUGCGGCUGCACGGGGGGGCUGCAGCCCGGCCGCAGGACCGGGGCUUCGCGCUGCUGCAAGGAGCGGCGCUGAGCCUGGGUGACAGAGGGACGGGCAGGGCAGGCGAGAGGCUUCAGCCGCGGAGGAAGAGGAGCGCUGCGGAGCAGCAGCAAGAGCUCAUUAAGGUGUACGGACAGGUCAGCCUGAAUGAUUCUCACAAUCAGAUGGUCGUUCACUGGGCAGGAGAAAAGAGCAAUGUGAUUGUGGCCUUGGCUAGAGACAGUCUGGGGUUACUGAGGCCCAAGAAAAGUGAUGUUUAUGUGUCAUAUGACUAUGGGAAGACCUUUAAAAAGAUAUCAGAGAAAUUCAGCUUCGGUGCAGGGAACACCAGCGAUGUGGCCAUCUCACAGUUCUACCACAGCCCUGCUGACAACAAAAGGUACAUCUUUGUGGAUGCCUACACCCAGUACCUCUGGAUCACCAUGGACUUCUGCAGCAAUAUCCAGGGCUUCUCUAUUCCAUUCAGAGCCGCAGAUCUGCUGUUACACAGUAGGAUCCCUAACCUUGUUUUGGGCUUCGAUAGGUCUCAUCCCAACAAACAGCUCUGGCAAUCUGACGAUUUUGGGCAGACCUGGAUAAUGAUUCAGGAACACGUGAAAUCUUUUUCUUGGGGCAUUGACCCAUAUGAUAAGCUGAAGACAGUUUACAUAGAACGACAUGAGCCUACAGGGUCCUCAACUAUAAUUCGCAGCACAGAUUUCUUUCAAACCAGGGAAAAUAAAGAAAUCAUUCUGGAAGAGGUUGAAGACUUCCAGCUCAGGGACAAGUAUCUGUUUGCCACAAAGACUGUGCAUUUAUUGGGCAGCCAGCAGCAAACUUCAGUCCAGCUCUGGGUUUCCUUCAACCGCAAGCCAAUGCGAGCUGCGCAGUUUGUAACCAGACAUCCAGUUAAGGAAUACUACAUUGCGGAUGCGUCCGAGGACCAGGUGUUCGUGUGUGUCAGCCACAGUAACAACUGCACCAACCUCUACAUCUCAGAAGCAGAAGGCCUGAAGUUUUCUCUGUCUUUAGAAAAUGUGCUGUACUAUAGCCCUGGAGGGGCGGGCAGUGAUACCCUGGUCAGGUAUUUUGCCAACGAGCCUUUUGCAGACUUCCACCGUGUCGAGGGUGUGAGAGGAGUGUACAUCGCCACCCUGAUAAACGGCUCGUUCAGUGAAGAGAACAUGAGGUCUGUCAUCACCUUUGACAAAGGUGGAACCUGGGAAUUCCUGCAGGCUCCAGCGUAUACGGGUUAUGGAGAAAAAAUAGAUUGUGAGUUUUCAAAGGGCUGCUCUCUUCAUCUGGCCCAGCGACUGAGUCAGCUGCUUAACUUCCAGUUGCGUAGGAUGCCCAUUCUCUCCAAAGAAUCUGCUCCAGGGCUGAUCAUUGCCACAGGCUCAGUUGGCAAGAAUAUGGCAAGCAAAACGAACGUGUACGUUUCAAGCAGUGCAGGAGCAAGGUGGAGAGAGGCACUGUCCGGACCCCAUUACUACACUUGGGGUGACCAUGGUGGCAUUCUCGUAGCAAUAACGCAGGGCACAGAGACAGACCAGCUCAAGUACAGCACAAAUGAAGGGGAGACCUGGAAAACAUUCACUUUCUCGGAGAAACCGGUAUUUGUGUAUGGGCUUCUCACCGAGCCGGGGGAGAAGAGCACUGUGUUCACCAUCUUCGGCUCCUAUAAAGAGAACGGCCACAGCUGGCUGAUACUGCAGAUCAACACCACUGACGUGCUUGGCGUCCCUUGCACAGAAAACGAUUACAAACUGUGGUCACCCUCCGAUGAGCGAGGUAAUGAGUGCUUACUGGGGCAUAAGACAGUUUUCAAAAGGAGGACUCCUCAUGCGACUUGCUUCAAUGGGGAAGAUUUUGAUAGACCAGUUAUGGUCUCCAACUGCUCAUGUACAAGAGAAGACUUUGAAUGUGAUUUUGGUUUUAAAUUGAGCGAUGACUUAUCAUUAGAAGUUUGCAUCCCUGAUCCUGAAUUUGCUGGGAAACCAUAUUCCCCACCUGUGCCUUGUCCCGUUGGCUCAACUUAUAGAAAGACUAGAGGCUACCGCAAGAUCUCUGGGGACACCUGUGUAGGAGGAGACAUCGAAUCACGGCUAGAAGGGGAACUGGUGCCAUGUCCUCUAGCAGAAGAGAAUGAGUUUAUUCUGUAUGCCACGCGCUACUCCAUCCACCGGUACGAUCUCUCUUCUGGAAUCAGCGAGGAGUUGCCUCUAACUGGAUUGCGAGGGGCAGUGGCUCUGGACUUUGAUUACGACCACAACUGUUUGUACUGGGCGGAUGUGACGCUUGACAUUAUACAGCGUCUUUGUCUAAACGGCAGCUCUGGACAGGAGAUAAUCAUUAGCACUGGCCUAGAAACAGUGGAAGCGUUGGCCUUUGAACCUCUCAGUCAGUUGCUUUACUGGGUGAACGCUGGUAUUCCAAAAAUUGAGGUUGCCAACCCAGAUGGAGACUUGCGAUUUACUGUUCUGAAUUCCUCUGUACUCGAACGACCCAGAGCUCUAGCUUUGGUGCCUAAAGAAGGGUUGAUGUUCUGGACAGACUGGGGAGACUCUAGACCUGGCAUUUACAGAAGCGAUAUGGAUGGUUCGUCGGCCAGUUGCAUUGUCUCUGAGGGAGUGAGAUGGCCAAAUGGCAUUUCUGUGGAUGAUCACUGGAUCUAUUGGACGGAAGCCUAUAUGGAUAGAAUCGAGAGGAUUGAUUUCAAUGGGAUGCAGAGAUCUGUGAUACUGGAUAGUCUUCCUCAUCCCUAUGCUAUUGCUGUAUUUAAGAAUGAAAUCUACUGGAAUGAUUGGUCGCAGCUGAGUAUUUUUAGAGCAUCUAAAUACAGUGGGUCGAGAAUGGAGAUUUUAGUUGGUCGAUUAAAUGGGAUCAUGGAUAUGAAAAUCUUCUACAGAGGAAAGACAACAGGGCGGAAUGCCUGCAUCACCAAGCCUUGCAGUUUGUUGUGUUUGCCCAAAUCAAACAACAGCAGAAGCUGCAAGUGUCCUGAGGGAGUCUCCAGCAGCGUGCUCCCAUCAGGGGAAGUGAAGUGUGAUUGUCCACAUAGAUACGUGAUGAAGAACAACACAUGCAUCAAGGAAGAUAACACCUGUCUGCCUAACCAGUAUAGAUGCUUCAACGGGAAUUGCAUCAACAGCAUUUGGCAGUGUGACAACGAUAACGAUUGCGGAGACAUGAGUGAUGAGAAGAAUUGCCCCACAACAGUCUGUGAUAGCGAGACUCAGUUCCGCUGCCAGGGCUCGGGGACCUGCAUCCCGCUGUCCUAUAAAUGUGACCUGGAGGACGACUGUGGAGAUAACAGUGAUGAAAGCCACUGCGACGCUCACCAGUGUAGAAGUGAUGAAUUCAGCUGCAGCUCGGGGAUGUGCAUUCGUCUUUCUUGGAUGUGUGAUGGCGAUAACGACUGCAGAGACUGGUCAGAUGAAGCGAACUGCACGGCAGUAUACCAUACAUGUGAAGCCUCCAGUUUCCAGUGCCACAAUGGGCAUUGCAUUCCCCAGAGGUGGGCAUGUGAUGGCGACGCCGACUGCCAGGAUGGCUCCGACGAGGACCCUGUCAAGUGUGAAAAAAAGUGCAACGGUUUCCAGUGUCCGAAUGGAACCUGCAUCCCAAAUAGCAAGCACUGUGAUGGGCUGCAUGACUGCUCUGAUGGCUCUGAUGAACAGCACUGUGACCCCCUGUGCACGCGUUACAUGGACUUCGUGUGUAAGAAUCGGCAGCAGUGCUUGUUCCACUCCAUGGUGUGUGACGGCAUUGUGCAGUGUCGGGAUGGCUCGGAUGAAGACGCCAACUAUGCUGGAUGCUCUCAAGACCCAGAGUUUCACCGGACCUGCGACCAGUUCAACUUCCAGUGCCAGAAUGGCGUGUGCAUCAGUUUGGUGUGGAAAUGUGACGGGAUGGAUGACUGUGGGGAUUACUCUGAUGAAGCAAACUGUGAAAACCCAACGGAAGUGCCGAACUGCUCUCGCUACUACCAGUUCCAGUGUGAGAAUGGUCACUGCAUCCCUAACCGGUGGAAAUGUGAUGAGGAGAACGACUGUGGUGAUUGGUCUGACGAGAAGGAAUGUGGGGGUUCACAGAUCCUUCCCUUUACGACAUCCGCCCCAGUGACGUGUUUACCUAACCACUUCCGUUGCAACAGCGGUGCGUGCAUCAUGAACAGCUGGGUUUGCGAUGGAUAUCAGGACUGCACAGAUGGCUCAGAUGAGGAAGCCUGCCCUACUUUAUUCAACGUAACUGCGACUUCCACCACCUCCCUCGGCCGGUGCAGCAGGUUUGAGUUUGAGUGUCAGCAACUGAGGAAGUGCAUCCCUAACUGGAAGCGAUGUGAUGGCUUGAGAGACUGCCAGGAUGGCACAGAUGAAAUGAACUGUCCUACUCACAGCACACUAUCAUGCCCGAAUGGUUAUAAGUGUGAAGAUGGGGAAGCCUGUAUCAUGACAACAGAACGGUGUGAUGGAUUUCUGGACUGUUUAGAUAGUAGCGACGAGAGAAACUGCACCGAUGACACAAUUGUGUACAAAGUCCAGAAUCUCCAGUGGACGGCUGAUUUCUCUGGUGAUGUCACUUUAACAUGGGCUCGACCUAAAAAAAUGUCCUCAACAUCCUGUGUGUAUAAUGUCUAUUACAGGAUGGUUGGCGAAAGCAUGUGGAAAACUUUAGAAACUCACAGUAACAAAACAAACAGUGUCUUAAAAGUCCUCAAGCCAGAUUGCACCUAUCAGGUCAAAGUUCAGGUCCAGUGCCUCAGCAAAGCGUACAACACCAAUGACUUUAUCACUCUGCGUACGCCGGAGGGCUUACCCGAUCCCCCCCUUCAUCUUCAGCUGUCCCUAAAGAAAGAGGUGGAAGGUGUGGUGAUCGCCCGCUGGGCUCCGCCCAUGUAUGCCCACGGCCUCAUCCGAGAGUACAUUGUGGAAUACAGUAGAAAUGGUUCCAAGGAGUGGUCCUCACUUACAGCCAGUAAGAACUAUACCGAGAUUGAGAAUUUGCAGGUCAACAAAUUAUACACCCUAAGAGUUGCUGCAGUAACUAGCCGGGGCGUAGGAAACUGGAGUGAUUCCAAGUCCAUAACCACCAUGAAAGGCAAAGUCAUCCCACCGCCUACCAUCCGUAUUGAGAGUUGCAAUGAAAACUCCAUAAGUUUCACCCUGAAAGUGGACACUAACAUUAAGGUGAAUGGUUAUAUCGUGAACUUCUUCUGGACCUUCGAUACCCACAGGCAAGAAAAAAGGACUUUGUUCCUAGAUGGUGAAAAGUCAGCACAAACAGUGGGUAAUUUGACAGCGCACACACCGUAUGAAAUUUCUGCUUCCAAGACUGCACUGGGUGACAGCCCUUUGUCUUUUGCACAUGUUGUGACCAGCGGUACGAGACCUGCGUCGCCAAGCCUCAAAGCCAAAGCCAUCAAUCAGACUGCUGUGGAGUGUAACUGGACCGGACCGAGGAACGUCGUCUAUGGUGUUUUCUAUGCCACAUCGUUCCUAGAACUAUAUAGAAACCCUCAUAACACCACCACUGCUUUACACAACAUCACUGUGAUCGUGAACAGGGACGAGCAGUACCUGUUUCUGGUCCGUGUGAUGUCUCCGUACCAAGGACCACCUUCCGACUACAUCGUGGUGAAGAUGAUACCGGACAAUAGGCUUCCCCCUCGGCAUCUGCAUUCUGUGCUCACCAGAAAGACAUUUGCUGUCAUCAAGUGGGAGUCUCCCUACGAUUCGCCUGACCAGGAUAUGCUGUACGCUGUCGCAGUAAAAGAUUUAAUUAAAAAAACAGAUAAAAUCUACAAGGUGAAAACCCGUAACAGCACAGUGGAAUACACCAUUAAAAAGCUGGAGCCAGGAGGAAAAUAUCAUAUAAUUGUUCAACUCGGAAACAUGAGCAAAGAAUCCAGCAUGAAAAUUACCACAGUUUCACUCUCUGCACCAGAUGCCUUAAAAAUUAUCACGGAAAAUGAUCACAUUCUGCUUUUUUGGAAGAGUUUAGCCUUGAAAGAAAGUAAUUUUAAUGAAAGCCGGGGUUACGAGAUACACAUGUUUGACAGCACGAUGAACAUCACAGCCUACCUUGGGAACACCACAGAGAACUUCUUCAAAAUUUCCAACCUGAAGAUAGGCCACAACUAUUCAUUCACAGUUCAGGCCAGAUGUCUUUAUAGCAGACAGAUGUGUGGGGAGCCUGCUACUCUUCUGUACGAUGAACUUGGAACUGGUGAAGAUGCCUCUGCGUCUAAAACUGGUAAAUCCACAGAUGUAGCUGCCAUCGUGGUCCCGAUAUUAUUCCUAUUGCUCGUGGCCGUGGGGAUAGGGUUUGUUGUAUUAUACAUGAGACACAGAAGACUACAGAAUAGCUUCACUGCCUUUGCAAAUAGCCACUAUAGCUCCCGUCUUGGGUCAGCCAUAUUCUCUUCCGGUGACGAUUUAGGAGACGACGACGAUGACGAAGCCCCUAUGAUAACUGGAUUCUCAGAUGACGUUCCCAUGGUCAUCGCGUGAAGCGCAUUUCUGACUGUAAACCAAAUGGUGUAAAUAUUUCAUUUGAUAAAAAUAGUUGAUGGUUUAUUUUAAAAAUGCACUUUGAGUUGCAAUACAUUAUUUUUAUAUGGGCCAAAAAAUAAUAAAAAAAAUACACUUUGUAGUAAUCAACUGUGAACUGCAGACCAGGUUGAUUUAGAACCGAAUUGCUUUGUUUUAACAUUAAUUUAGUCUUACAAGGCUAUGCUUGCUGGGCAUGCUUUUAAGUCUGUGAGAUGUUUUCUGUUGACUAAAUUGGCUACUCUUUUUAUUUUUCUAAGACAAUAAGAAAUUUAUUUUAAAAAAUUCAGGAGAUUAUAUAUAUAGAGAGAGAGAGCGAGAGAGAGAGGGAGACAAGUAAUAUAGUCCCUGAAGGUUUUACAUUUACUUUAAAAAAAUCCUUUGGACUUUGUUUUAUAUGAAAGUAUUUUUGUUGUGUUAAUUUAUUGGGAAAUAUGCUUUAGAUCAGAUUUUCAGAGUCAUCAGACAUUGUACACAUUGUGUAGAUAGAAUGUGUGCCACUUUAUCUUGACCUGCAGUAGAUUUUUGGUAUCACAAUCAUUGUUACUGCAAUAAUAAUAAAAAAAUCAUUAAUUUUAAUUCCCCCCCUCCAUUAUUAAAAAACUGGGUCAAAAUUUUAAAACAUUGGGGCCCAAUUCAGCAAAGCACUUCAUAGAACCAUAGAAUAUUGGGUUGGAAGGGACCUCAGGAGGUCAUCUAGUCCAACCCCCUGCUCAAAGCAGGACCAAUCCCUACUUCAGCACUUCCUUAUCUUUAAGCAUGUAUUGAAAUCCCAUUGAUUUCAUUGGGACUUUUGCACUUUCAGUGCUUUACUGAAUCAGACCUGGGGGCCUAAAGUGAGGUCUGCUUAAAGACCUAAAAAUGUAAGUGGCCUGAUUUUCAGAAGGGGGACCCACAGCUCCCACUGGCUUCAGGGACAGAGUCAAUCAGGCCACUUUUUGAUCCUGAUUCAGUCAAAGUACUGAGGUACGUACCUACGAAUAUUCACGUAAAUAUCCCUCAUGGAAGUCACCACUCAUGUACAUAGAGUUAUGCACAUACUUAAGUACACUGCUGAAUCAGUGUCUAAUUUAGGGGAUUAAGGUCCAGACUGUGCAGAUAUUUAUGCACGUGGGUGAGUUUACACAAGUUAGUGAUCUGGCCCUUACCAUGGAUUUAGAUGACUAACCCUAAGCCCCAAAGUUUUCAGUUCUGGCCCUUACUUUCUGCCUCACAAACCUACAGUCUAUGCAGUUCUGGGCAUCACCAGCAUUGUCCUAAAUGCUUUAGGGUUACGUACAGUAGUGGAUUUGCUAACCUUGCCCUUCACUUGUAGCCUGAUCCUUUAGUUAAAUAUAUUAUUGACAAAAAUUGUAAACUAACAGGAAAAUGUGGCCACUGACUCUCUUUAAAAACACAUUUCAGUACAUGCUGUCACAUGCAAUUAGACAAACGUGUUUCCUCUAUGGCACUUCUUUAAGAUGCUAAUAUAUUGAUGGGCAACUGGGGUGGGGACAUGCUACCUGAAACUAGAGGAAGGGCUUUGAUUGCAGGUUUUCCGCAGUCUUACGAAGCUAGAAAAUCUGAAUUCAUUUGAGGUUACAAAAGGAUACUAUAUUCCUUCAUUGCUUUUUUCCUAAAAGUAGCUGUGGUUUUAGCUUCAACUUCAGAAGUAAAACAUAUAUACAGAUCACUAUCUGUUAUGCACUUACUGUAGACACACCAUUGGCUACAAAGCUAAACGUUAGCUGUUAAAAACGUCUGGUACCAUUGUCUAGCUUUUUUGUGACAGUAGAGUUUGAAUCCCACCACAGAGUCAAAACUUCUUGCCAGCCGGAAAGCAAAUGAUGUAAGUGAGUGUUCACGGAUCACAUCUAUACAUACUUUGUAUAUGCAAAGUUUGUCAGCUCUACACCACUAAAAUACAAUGUGCCAUCUUGUCAUGAUAUAAAUAUUUUAACCAAAAGUAUCUUUGUUGUGUAACUUGAAAAUAUAAUUACAGUCUUCCUAUGGAUAGAGUGAGAAAAAGAAGGGUCAACUGUGUUUAGAUAAACAAGUGAUUCGUUUAAUUUCAAAUAAGAAAAUGUAUAAACUGUAGAAGUUCUGUAUGGUUCAAUACACUAAACAAAUACUAAAUAUAUUUUCAGCUAGUGACAGAGUGUCAUUCCCAAGUGACAAAUUGGUUCUUUUUUCUUUCUUUUUUUCCGGAGGACCAGAAUUGAAUGGGUUUUUGUGGACACUGCUUCUUUAUUUUAAGCUUGUAGAGUUGUGACAUGUUUUUUUUACUUGGUUUGAGGGCCAGAUGCUAUUCUGAGAUACAAAUUUUGAGCAGCAAACUUUGGUGUAAAUGAAAUCACUCCUGAUUUACACUAGCAUACCCAAAUCAAAAUCUGACCCUGAGUGACAAAUUCCUAGAUUUACUGAAAGAUUCAAAUACUUGAAAAGUGGGGAAAUGGCCAAAAGAAAGAAAGAAAACCUAGGGAUGUGGUUAUUAUUUCUUAUUAAACAGAUAUUUCUGCACAAUCGCUACAAAAAUUAGCAUAAGAGUAUCUCAAAAGGGGGGGGGGGGUUCUACAGAACACUGAUAUUGGUCAAAUCCUGUGUGCUUUACUCACCUAAGCAGUCCCAUUGACUUCAGUGGAACUACUCACCUGAGUAAGGCAAGCAGAAUUUGGCCUAUUGCCUUUUGUUCCUAUAUAGGGAAACACACACUAAGGACCAACUCCAAUAACUAACCUCAUGGCCACUUAAAUACGCUAUGACAGUUCCUCAGUAUGAUGUUUUCAAACUUUUGAAGUUAAAGACCUACUUCAGCUUGCGUGACUGAUCAUUGCUGGUCACUCAGACCGGUGUCACUGCAUUCACUUCUCAGCUGUACAAAACAUAGACUGUUUCCAGUUUGAAACACUUGGUUGCAAAUGAAAAAUACUCCUGGUUAACAGUGCCUCAGUUAAUGCAAUGUGGGUGGAAUAAAGCUCAGUGCAUUGGGUCUGCACAUUUGCCUGAGCAUUGCUUUUGCUCGCUGAAGGGUUUAAAUGGCACUUAAGCAGGUCAUAGACCUUGUGCGAGUUCUCCUGGGGGUGUAUUUCACCUUGUGUGAAUAGUGCUGUAAUGGAGAGACAUCCUCAACCCUCAAAACUUUCCCUUUCAGCAAAAAUAACCACUGUGCUGUUGGCAAAGCAGCCUUACAGGGCUAGUGUAUUUUAUAUAAAUAGAAAAUUAUAAGCUCCGGGGAGCAUGAGCAAGAUCGAUGCAGUUAUGGAUAAAUUGUAUAUUUUUUAUGAACUUUUGAAGCACAGAAUCUUGUUCACAGAUAUGGGCGGGGGUUGUUGUAAAUACGGUACAUGCGAUCCAGAUCCAGAUUUUGUUCUUGUUUUGUUUCAGUAGCUUUAUGAAAUGUGAAGCGAAUUGUUACCCUAAAUGUUGGGAGGUGACUGGGUUUUUCCUACUGUAACAAAACAAAACUAUUGAAUACUUCAGCUAAAAGGCUGUUAGUUGUACCCUCCGUUAUGGUGACUCUUCCAGUUAUUUAACAUUUGAGUCUGUUUUAUUGUUCACGACACACAUUAGAAGCAAGCCUGCAUUCUUAAGUCCAUUUGAACGAAAGACAACAACUUUUAACUGUGUUGGCCCUUUGAUUUUUGAUCUUAUAUGGUGAAUAUACAUGGAGGUACCAUUUCCUAAACUUGAAAUCUGGGGGCCCCUUCAGGAAAAUGAAACCAGAUCCAGUUUUUCCCUUCACCGUGAACAAAUUACUUCAGUUCGCUGUAUAGCAAAAGCCUCAUCCAUAAAAUGGUGAUCUACACUCAGCUCUCUACUGAAAAUGCUACACUGAUUUCACACGUAGCACCCCCACUAACUGCAGUAUACAUUCUGCAUGUAGAACUCACACAUGAUUAGCAGUCAGAGAUCAAAACUAUUAUAUAUGUAGGAUCACGAAAAUCCUGACUACCAAAACCCAUAUUUACUUUUCUUGGCUUUCUAGCAGAAUGGUACUACCAGUUAAUGGAAUUUUCACUUCCAGGUCACUAGACUGAAUCCAGCACAAAUCAGUAUUUGGUAAAUGAGUUGGAAGAUCUCUGUCCAUUUCUCAGUAGGCAGGUAGCCACAACAUUAAAACCUAUCUACAACACAGCACUAAUUAGUAAAGUUGUUUCCAGACUCAGAGAAUCCAAAACUAUAUGGCCAGGAGUCAUGGAGACUGAACUUUCUUCUCAGACCUAGAGAUGGUCUCUCCAGGGCUGGUGUGAAGUAACAUUGGCGAGGCAGGCGUAGCUUGCUCUACCACUGAUCACGCUCUAUGGACAAAGGGGCGUCAGUCUCUAGGAUGCAAAACAUUCUCUUCCCAAAACAGUACAGCCUUGUGCCACAGAGAAUCAGCAUGUUUUUAUCUGUUUAGAGGGACCUUAAAAGAUUUAAUGAAAGAUUUAGCUGAUUUGUCAGUACAACUUUAGAAACUGUAUUCAAGAAAGACAAGAACAAUAUUUUCCUAUGCAAAUUCCACGUCUCUUUCAAAUGGACUUCAGAAUGUGACUGUCCUAAUUGAAUUAGUAACCUUGGAUCCAGAAAGCGUCUUCAUAUAGUGCCAACUUCAAGGGUUUUUUAUAUAUAUACAAACAGUGAUCGUUCUAAACUUUCAGCAUCCAGUAUAGGUGACCAGUCUCAACCAUUCUCAUCAGCAUUAGCUUCACCUCUGUAAGCUCUUAAAGUGACGUUUAGACAUUUAUCAUUUCAAUUGCUUUUCUAUGGUUUUUCAGUCAAAUGAUUUCUGCUGCAGAUUUUAGUAACUCAUUGCACAAUUUUGAAGGUUUUUUUUGUCUUUCAAUGUCAAACUUUUUUCACGGAAUAAAUAAAACUUAACUGAGUCAAGAAAACGGAUGUUAAAAAAAUCUA